Messenger RNA from Alternaria rosae, 2205 nucleotides. RefSeq lists its product as uncharacterized. The record is from RefSeq and is a predicted model, not a curated record. The transcript has a single exon. Bases 1 to 2205 code for a protein of 734 amino acids. NCBI's taxonomy places the organism in Eukaryota, Fungi, Ascomycota, Dothideomycetes, Pleosporales, Pleosporaceae.
AUGUCGGGGCAGGAAGAUUCUGUGGAGCAGAUCAGAAGAGACCGAGACGAGUACAAGGAGUCACUUGACCGCGAAUACGACCGAUACGGCAAUCUCGAGACGCAGCACGAGCGACUCAAGGAACAACUCGCAAAGUCUAACAACGACCUCGCCGACCUACGGCGCCAGCGCGACAACACCAAUUUUCAGCUUACGCAAAGCACUGCGGAGCUUGCGCAAGAGCAGGAGAAGAUCCACAACCUCGAGACGCGCAACGCAAAACUUGCCCAAGAGCUCCAGAAGACCGAAAACACCCUCGAAGAUGCUCGCAAGCAGAUCGAGAACCUCCACGCCGACGUCGAACAAGCGCAACAAAAUGUCAGAGCCGCCUUCACCGAGCGCGACAAUGCCUUAGUGCAACUCGAAGACGUAGACUUGCAGUUCAAGGACUUACGGGAGCAAUGGCAAGAGGCGCAAGCAACAAUCGACGAGCUAAAGGACACACUCCAAGAGCACAUCAAUUUUGAGGAGAAGAACAACCUCCAGGGCGACAUCGCCGAAGCCACCGCCGAACACGAGCGGGCUCUACGCGUCAUCGAGGUCAAGGACGAGCGCAUCAGCCACCUCGAGGCGCUGUUGCAGAAGGAGAUUGAGCGCAACCGCCACGAACUCGACGAGAAGGCUCGAGCCGCGGCUGCUUCGCCAGUCGACGAUGAACGUCAUAUCGGCAGCAUGGCGGGUACCCUUGAAGAAGAGCUCGACCAGUCCGGGAUUGACGACAGUGAUUGGAUCGCAGCCGAUGCCAGCGACUACGAGCCCGAAUUUGUGCCAUUGUCUGCCUCCGACAUUCACGUAGCUGCCAGCGUCACGCCCAGCAAUCCGUCGCCAGCACCGCUGUCCACCAGUCCCGUCCACCAGGCCGCCAGCACCGUGCCCGAGACUGCGAAGUCGCCCAUACAAACCAUCGAGGUCAGCGAAGCUGCCAGCACCGAGCCCGAGACCGCGAGGUCGCCCACACAAACGAUUGAGGUGCGCGAAGCCGCCAGCAGCCCGCCUGCCGAGCCAGCGCGCAUUCCGCUCUCUUUCUACAACGUGCGCGACAUCUUCAGCUGUACCCCCGAGCAGCCUGUUGGUGCGGUCUUGACCACCAGCAGGCCGACUGCCAUCAGCACCCAGCCCAUCGAGCCCGCUCGCAUUCCGUACUCCUUCGACGACGUGCGCGAUGUCUUCAGCUAUACGCCUAUGGAGCCUGCUGGUUCGCCCUUAGCCCUCAGCCCCCAGAACACCACCAGCACCGAGCCCAUCGAGCUUGUGCGCCCUGCGCUCUCCUUCCAGGACGUUCACAAGAUUGCUAGCACUGAGCCUAUGGACGUCGCUAGCGCUGGGCUCUCGUUAUACGGCGUACGCGACAUCGCCAGCUAUGCGCCCGUAGUGCCUGCUGAAGCGCGAUUGGCCAUGUACGAGGAAGAGACUGUCAACCUUUCACCUCACAGUCCUGUGUUUGUUGCCUCUACGCUUGUUGGGUACGAGAUCGCCAGCUUUGUGCCGAGUGAACCCAUGGUUCCUAUGCUCGCGCUGAGCCCAACUGGAUCUGUCAGUACGAGUCCAGUUGCGCGUCAGAACUCCACCGCAGAGCUCUCCACUCAAACUGACGCACCCGCAACCACCACUGAGCUCUCCACGCAGACUGACAUGCCUGCCACCACCACCGAUUUCUCUGCCCAGACCGAUGCGCCUGUACUCACGAGCCAACUCCUUCCUCAGGCGGCUCUCGAGACGGUGCCCACCGAACCCAACACCCAGGUUGCGAUCGCCAAGCCUACCAACCGCAUCGCUCCCGUCAUGGUCACCCGCGAAGUCAAGCCCAUCGAGCAGGCACCUCUUCAGCUCGAGCUGAUGCAUCCCAUUGCAAUUUCGUCCAAGAAGACUGGAUUCAUAGGUUGGAUCCCCUACUUGGUCGGGAUCCUUAUGGCGGUCUACAUACUCAUCAAAGAGGCCGAGAUAGCUGCGUGGAAGAACGCGAACGGUGUCGGUUUCGGUGGUGGUUACGGAAACGUGGCUAGUCGCAGUGGAGCUUAUGGCAAUGGUCGCCACCUCUUCGGCAUCAUCCCCAUCGGUAUGGACAUUGGCAAUUCGUGGGCGUCCGAACAGAUUGCGCGACGCAUGUCUGCGGCCAUCUCACUCCUCGAGGACUUGGUUGGCCUCACGAACGAGCCUCAUUACUGA